AUGCUACAGCCGUUGUCAAUGAUACCCUAUCAACAUAUCUGCUUAAAGGUCACAUCUCUCACAGGACAAAUUGACUCCCUUGCUUAUGAUCUACCUGAGGUGAAAGGAGACAAAUAUUCAGCCACGAGAUUGAGUGAUAGUCUUAUGAGUUCCCCAAAGACACCAACAUAUGAGCGAGAAGAAGCCUUUAACUCUCUGGUUGCUGAUGUGUCAAGAUGGAUUAUAAUUUGUAUAUUACUUUAA
Lactuca virosa is the source of this 243-nucleotide messenger RNA. The record is from the annotation of a GenBank genome assembly. Lineage: Eukaryota; Viridiplantae; Streptophyta; Magnoliopsida; Asterales; Asteraceae.